AUGGAGUUUGAUGGGGAAAUUGAAGUGUUUGAAACUGUUGGCAGGGAUGAGUUGGAGGUGGCUUUGACCAAGCACCUCGAGUUGGAGACAACUCCUGAGGUGGAGUGGAGUGAAGAUUUAAAAUGUACGAUAGGAGCACUAGACUCAUUGCCAACCUCCACAAAAAGGUACGAAGUUUCACCUAUAUUCAUUCCCGAACCUUACCAGAGGGUAUUGCCAUCGGUGGUGCAGGCGCCUGUUUUGGAGUUGAAACCCUUACCAGAGCACCUGAAGUAUGCAUAUUUGGGUGACAAUGAGACACUCUCGGUGAUUAUCUCAUCGGCACUAUCAAAAAUCCAGGAGGAGAAACUGAUCCGGAUCCUUAGAGAGCAUAAAGAGGCGAUAGGUUGGACAAUCGUAGACAUUAAGGGGAUCAGCCCGGCCAUCUGUAUGCACCGGAUUAGACUAGAAGAGAAUGUUAAACCUGUUUGGCAGGCUCAAAGGAGGCUCAACCCCCUAAUGAUGGAAGUUGUAAAGAAAGAAAUUCUAAAAUUGCUAGAUGUGGGGAUCAUUUUUGCAAUAUCAGAUAGCUCUUGGUUGAGUCCGAUCCAGGUAGUCCCAAAGAAAGCAGGAGUGACUGUGGAAGCCAACCAAACGGAUGAACUCGUGCCAGUGCGCAAACCCACUGGAUGGAGGCAGUGUAUUGACUACCAGGAUCAAGAGAAGACAACCUUCACGUGCCCGUUCGGGACCUUUGCCUAUAGACGAAUGCCAUUCGGGUUGUACAAUGCACCUGCAACAUUCCAGAGGUGUAUGGUAAGUAUUUUUUCUGAAUAUGUGGAGAAAAUUAUUGAAGUUUUUAUAGAUGAUUUCAGUGUGUAUGGUGAUAGUUUUGAUACAUGUCUAGAUAACCUGAAAUUGAUCCUAAUGAGGUGUAUAGAGACUAAUCUUGUGCUUAAUUGGAAAAAAUGUCAUUUUAUGGUUGAACACGGGAUAGUCCUGGGUCAUAUUGUAUCGUCUAAGGGCAUCGAGAUUGACAAGGCUAAAAUAGAUAUUAUAUCUGCAUUACCUUACCCUGCGAAUGUGUGGGAGGUGCGUUCUUCUCUUGGACAUGCAGGUUUUUAUCGAACGUUUAUCAAGGAUUUUUUAAAAAUUGGAGCCCCGUUGUUCCAACUCCUACAAAAGGAUGUGACCUUAAAAUUCAAUGACAAAUGUGAGAAAGUCUUCGACAAGUUGAAAGAAUUGUUGACCUCACCCCCAAUCAUCCAGCCCCCUGACUGGAGUCUACCAUUUGAGAUCAUGUGCGAUGCCAGUGAUCAUGCUGUAGGGGCUGUGCCGGGGCAAAGAAUGGGAACGGCAGCCCACGUCAUCUACUAUGCGUCCCGAGCAUUGUCUGGAGCUCAACUGAAUUACUCCACUACUGAGAAGGAGCUCCUAGCAGUAAUUUUUGCUUUAGAGAAAUUCAGGUCAUAUUUGCUAGGUGCUAAAGUAAUUGUAUUUUCUGACCACGCAGCAUUAAGGUACCUAAUGACCAAGAAAGAUGCCAAAUCGAGGCUCAUCAGGUGGAUAUUGCUACUACAGGAAUUUGACUUAGAGGUAAGGGAUAAAAAAGGCUCAGAGAAUCUAGUAGCAGACCAUUUGAGUCGCAUACCAGUUGGGAAGGAGAGCGAGCCGUUGAAAGAUGCAUUCCCUGAAGAGCAUUUAUUUUCCUUAAAUUCUCAAUUGCUUUGGUAUGCCGAUUUAGUCAAUUAUCUAGUAACGGGUAAUUUUCCUGCAGGUUGGCCAAAAUCAAAGAUGGAUAAAUUGAAGAGCGACACCAAGUAUUUUAUCUGGGAUGAUCCGUACUUGUGGAAGAGAUGUGCAGAUCAAGUAAUGAGGCGAUGUGUGAUCGCUGUCAAAAGGUCUAAUAUUUUUGUGCGAUUUGGAAUGCCAAAAGCUAUUGUCAGCGACAGGGGAACACACUUCUGCAACAAAACCAUAGCUGCGUUGUUUCGCAAGUAUGGUGUACUCCACAGGGUCUCAACGUCGUAUCACUCUCAGACCAAUGGUCAAGCGGAGGUAUCGAACCUGGAAAUCAAAUCCAUUUUGGAGAAAAUGGUGCGCCCCGAUAGGAAAGAUUGGAGUCAACGGUUGGAGGACGCACUCUGGGUCUAUCGGACGGCAUACAAGACCCCUAUAGGGAUGUCACCGUACAGGUUGGUAUUUGGGAAGCCGUGUCAUCUUCCAGUGGAGUUUGAGCACAAGGCUUUUUGGGCGAUAAAACAUUGCAACAUGAACCUAGAGGAGACCGGUGCCCAACGGAAGUUGGAUUUGCAAGAACUGGAGGAGAUCUGGAACGAAACCUACGAAAAAGCUUUAAUUUAUAAGGAGAGAAACCGGACAUUUCAUGAUCAGCAAAUUUCUAGAAAAAAUUUUGAGGUUGGUCAGAAGGUCCUCUUGUACCAAUCCAGGCUCAAACUAUUUCCCGGUAAGCUACGUUCCCGUUGGAUUGGACCUUUUAUUGUUACUCAUGUUUUUCCCUAUGGUGCAGUUGAGGCCCGGAGUGCUAAGACAGAUAAAAAGUUUGUGGUGAAUGGACACCGUCUCAAGCAUUAUUACGAAGGUUUUCCAAGUGAAGAAGUAGAAACAAUAUGCCUAGACGCACCACCGUAUCCUAAUCAGUGA
Coffea arabica (coffee) is the source of this 2643-nucleotide messenger RNA. The record is from RefSeq and is a predicted model, not a curated record. NCBI's taxonomy places the organism in Eukaryota, Viridiplantae, Streptophyta, Magnoliopsida, Gentianales, Rubiaceae.